Eriocheir sinensis (Chinese mitten crab) is the source of this 3722-nucleotide messenger RNA. RefSeq lists its product as uncharacterized. The coding region runs from base 450 to 1019 and encodes 189 amino acids. NCBI's taxonomy places the organism in Eukaryota, Metazoa, Arthropoda, Malacostraca, Decapoda, Varunidae. The transcript is spliced from 2 exons. The record is from RefSeq and is a predicted model, not a curated record.
GAGGCGAAGCAAAGAGCCACAGAGACCACCAGCUCCCGCGACGCAGAGGACCAGUCAGUUGUGCGUCAGCCGUGCGAGUGGGAGGACACGCGUCGCUCGCUUGUGCCCUUGUCGUGACUGCUCGGCCACCUCAAGCUCGGAGUUCAAGUACACGAGAUUGUAUUUUCUUAACUUUCUUGCCCAUUCGCGCGUAUAUAUGUCAAUCUGCUGGUGACCUGGAUCGGAUAUCUAACUAGUUUGUGGUGUUGUUGAUGGAAGCGUCCGAAGAUUGGGAGAUGUAAACGAUAACAGCGAGUUAGUGCAGAGCGCGGCGCGAGUGUGCGAGUAGUGUUGGCGUGGACGGGACCACUCAGCGGCGGGUGAUGCUGGGGAUGCUGGCGACGACGGCGGAGAGCACGGCGUGAGCAGCCCCUAGUGUUGGCGAGGCGCCCCCCACACACACAUACAUCAUGAAAGACACCGAGCCCCUCACCCCUGACUGUCGCAAGAGGGCGGGGCACAAAGGCAGCCCGCCCUUCUGGCCGCUGCUGUGCCUGACGCUGCUGGUGCUGGCGCUGGCCCAGGCCGGCGCCUUCUUUUUCCUUUUCGGCCGCCUGGAGGACACGCGCGGCCGGCUGGAGGCGGCCACAGUGCAGGGCGGCAGGCGGGAGGUCAGGGUCACCCGCGACCUUCACGACCUGCGCGAGAGGCUAGACGAGCUGGCCGAGGAGUGCAGCCACACCAAGGCCACCGCCCACGCCCGCCGCCCACCCGCCUCACCGCCCCACCCGCCCCCACACAAGUCUUAUCAGAACCCACUGAGGAAUCUCGCGGGUAAAGGGCGUGUGAAGCGGCGCGCGUCGGAUCCCUCUUAUGGCGUCAAUGGGGCUCUGGGUGAGGUGAGCGGCGGGGACGGCGAGCUGAGCGUGCAACUGCAGGGCGAGGAGCGGAGCAGCGAUCAGGACAAGUCGUGGCUGCAACUGACCUCCUACGCCAAGCUGCCGGUGAGUACCCCGCAGCGCCUCGCAACUGGGGGCUGAGUUCAGCCUUGUGGUCACAUAAAGUUGUUUCUGGCGACUGCUGUUUCCUCUGGGAUUGUGACACUUUAGUGUUUUGGUAAAGGAUCCUUACCAGUGGUUAAGACCACCUGGGUACAUUUACAGCAGAGCACCAGUCUCACUCCGGUGGACAAAACUUUUUUUUCCGAUUAGCUUUGAUGUGCUCUUUAUAUCAACAGCACAUGAACAUCAAUCAGAAAAAAAGUCAACCAUCGGAGUGACACGAGCGCUGUUCUGUAGUAACACCUCACCUUUAGUCAUUUGCCAGAAGAUUUAGGUCAUGGCCACAAUUCUUCCAAAGACUCUUUUCGCUUAGCUUAAUUACAAAACUUGUGUGAGGACUUUUCUAGUCCUCUCUUUAAAUUUUAUAGAAACUAAGCAAAUAAUAAGCGUUUUUUUAUCUGUACUUGCUGUGCUUCAAGCUACGAAGGGUUGAAACAAUAUUAAAUUCUUUAAAAAAACAUGUAGAGCAUUCUGGAUGAAGACAACACUCGUGCACUGUGAGCGAUAAAUCACAAUUCGCUCCAAUAAACACACAAAGAGCGACGCUUACACAGAAAAAGAAAACAGCCAAUAUUUUUACGGCCCAGAAAUGCUGAAACCUUGAAGAAUUUCCAAACCUUAUCCGGAAAAUAAACCUUCCUUUUCCACGAAAGACCGCUUCAGAUCAGGAACGAAAAACCAACCAAACAAACGAUGAAACACAAAACAAUAAACCUUUCCAUCUCGAAUACUUAAGAGGCGAGGGCGAGGCUGUGACGCAAGCAAUCCCGAUAUCCGCGAAGCAUUGAGUCGAAGCAGCGAACGAAGCCCGACAACACGCACGGACUGAGCCAGACUACGCCGGAAGAUCACGUGCCUCUCCCUCACCCUUGCCCACCCCCUCCAGCCCACCUCCCUCCUCCUUACCCCCUUCCCUUUAUGCCCCAUCAUUGUGCCCAAGAGAAAAAUUAAAUGAGGGGAGUAGAAUAAUGAUAAAAAACUCUCUACAAACUUUUACCUCCCGUCCCUUCAGGCUCAGAAAAAAAAGUCGUUACCUUCAUCAAAUAAGUCAAUGUUGCACACUCAAACAUUCCUACAAAAAGAAAAAAAAAAUGCAAAGCGGGAAAAAUAUGAAAUUACAUCCAACAAAAAAAGUCACGGUAGAGUAUAUUAAACAAAAAGCUUUGUGAUGAAGCGUAGUUUUGUUAUGUUUGUUGUUAUUUUUAUUAUCAUUUCCAUCAUCGUCAUAAUUAAAACAAAUAGAAAACAUUCACCACCCACAGCAAUAUUAUUUUUCAAUUUAACUAUUGCACUAACAACUAUUCAACCUACUUCUACAACAUUUACAACAAUUACUACCACAACUCUUUAUUACUGUUUCUACGUACAACAACAACAACAACUACUACUACUACUACAAUUUUUUCUUCUUUUUCUUCUUCGUCUUUUUCUUCUACUUUUGUCUUCUUUUACUACUACUACUACUACUACUACUCCUACUACCCCCACCACUACUACUACUACUACUACCAUCACCACUACUACACCUACUACUACUACCACCACCAGCCCCGCCGCCUCCUCAUACCAUCCCUAUAUCCGUAUGCUUGGCCACCCUUCCCCCUCCCUCGACGCCGUAUCGAUGCCAAACACCUGCACACAUGCCCUUCGUCCUAAUUAACACACCUGCCUACACGUAUCCACACACCUGGGAGCGUCAGCGAGGUGGGGCACGUCAAUCCACCCUACCUUACAGCCACACUUUUUUUUAUGCCGUCGCAACCUUCACUUUCAAGCCAGGCAACACCUUUUUUUUCUCUCUCUCUGGGAAAGGUGCACGUGGGAAAAAAAAAUCAAGCGUAAAAAAGAAGUGUAAAGAAAGACUAAAAAGAACAACGGGAAGGAAAUAAUGCAGAAUAAAGUCAUGCGUGAAGUUGUGAAAGCAGAACUACUACUAGGUAUAUGAAAAACGGCGCAUAAAACAGAUGUGGAAAAUAGAUUGUUAGAAAAGAGUAUGGGGAAGAAAAUAUAUUACAAUAGUUAAGCGUGAAGUUAUGAGUGCAGAGCUACUAACAAGGCAUACGGAAAAGAAACAGCGUAAAAGAAAAAUGUGGAGAAAGAAAAUUAAGAGAAAAGAGGGACGAUUACAAUGUGGAAAUUUUUCUGUAUUAGUUUAGUACACGUAUAAAAAGGAAUGUGUGAAUAUGUAACAAGUGCAAAGCUAGGGUAUAAAGAGACUGUUUCUGCUCCUUAAGUACUGUCAAUCGUCUUCGGCUCACAAUAAAUAUUUCCAAAUGCUACAAGGGAGAUAAGGCGAGUUCGCGUGUUUUUUCUUUUAUUUUUACAUUCAAAGGCGCAGAAACCUUGUCAAACUAUAUCACCAGGCUCAUACAACUAUCCAUGGAAAUAGCCACAACCUCUACGGAAGCCUUUUGCCAGAUGUGGGUGUGUAAGCCCCGAUAUUUUUGGGUAUUGGGAACGAAUACUGACACAUGCUACAUAACUCGUGGUGGCUGUAUGUGUCGUGCCUACCUGAGCUAUUUUCCUCCCCUUCAGACAGGCUUCAAAACAGGCCUCCCACGGCAUAACGAGACUCGACGUGAAGUAUUUUAUUCCCUCCCCACCCGGGCUUGAAUAUUUGUCGCAGCUAGUCUAGAAACAUUAAUAAUCAUGUUCUUGAGCAAAUAUCUCGCUCUUCAGGAA